GAAGAAAAAGAAGAAGAAGAAGAAGCAGCAGAAGCAGGUCUGCGCUGGGAGUUGGGUGGAUCAGGAAGUGGAGGAGACCAGGACUAGCACCAGAACCGACCAGAACACCAACCCGGAUACAGAGCAGCACACCGACCACAAUAUAGACCAGAACACCCAGACCCGGGGACCAGAGUCCGUGACAUAGAAGAAGAAGAUGAGUGGGGGAGUUAACAGCAUCGAUGCCGUAAAGAAGAAGAUCAAGGUGCUGCAGGAGCAGGCUGAGGAGGCGGAGGACAGGGCGGAGAAACUGCAGAGGGAGGUGGAGAAGGAGAAGAAGAGCAGAGAGGAGGCAGAGCAGGAUGUGACGACUCUGGGUCGUCGUCUCCAACUCAGUGAGGAAAACCUGGACCGAGCUCAGGAGAGACUCACCGCUGCCCUCCACAAACUGGACGAGGUGGAGAAGACCGCCGACGAGAGCGAAAGAGGUAUGAAGGUGAUAGAGAACAGAGCUCUGAAGGACGAGGAGAAGAUGGAGCAGUUGGAGGUUCAGCUGAGAGAAGCCAAACAGAUCGCAGAGGAGGCCGACCGCAAAUAUGAGGAGGUGGCUCGUAAACUGGUGAUGGUGGAGGGAGAACUGGAACGAGCUGAAGACAGAGCUGAGCAGGCCGAGAGUAAAUGUCGAGUGUUGGAGGAGGAGCUGAAAACUGUCUUCACUGGUUCAAAGUCCCUGGAGGCCCAGGCUGAGAAGUAUUCUCUGAAGGAGGACCGGUAUGAAGAGGAGAUCAAGAACCUGAGUGGAAAACUCAAAGAGGCUGAGACCAGAGCAGAGUCCGCAGAGCGUUUGGUUGCCAAACUGGAGAAAACCAUCGACGGCCUGGAAGAUUCUUUGACUUCGGCCAGGAACGCUAACAUGGAGCUUCACACGACUCUGAAUCAGACCAUGGAGGAACUCAACUCCUGCUGAGCCUCCUCCUCCCCAGGGCUCCUCCCUCUGCUCCUCCCACUGAUCCCUCUGAUUGACAGGGAACUUUUUUGUGGCCAAUAUGUCCCUAUUACUCCUUCAACCUGCACCUCCUGCUGCUGACCUGUUACUCGCCCUGGUGGAUGUUGAGGAGAUCAGGGUCAAAGUCUGUGGCCAAAACCUUCCUCCCCCACUGCUCCUCCCCCUCCUCUUCCUCUGCUCCUCCUCCUCUGGUCCUUUCCUCACUUUUUACCUCCCCCUGCUGUGUGGGUGUCAGGAAACUUAGUGGCUCAAACAUUCCUUCCUCUGCUCCUCCUCCUCUGGUGGAUGUGAGUGAGGUUGUCGGGGGGGGCGUUCCCUUUUCCAUCUCUCAUAGUGACCUUUGCUUUCACACAUUCCUUCUCUGAACUUCGUCACAUUUCAGGUGUUGCUUAACCCCCCCCCCCCCCCCCCCCAGUAUUACAAGCAGCUGGAUGUUUUGUCUUUAAAGAUUAACAGCGACUUACAGACUUACGACAGUUUCCUCAUGAAGAACUAAUGAAACUAAUCAAGUGUUUGUCUGAACGUUUUCUUUGCAACUAUAAUUAAUGAUUGAUUGAUUGAUUAGAGCCAAUGAUUUAUUAGUUUAAUGUCUCAACACACAGGCAUUCCACUGCCAUGUAACCCAGGGGCCAAUGAAAGUCCAGUAGCCAGUCAUGAUGUCAUCACUGUGUUGAUGUCACAACUUUUAUAAAUUAAAAGCAUCGUCACUGGUUUGUAGAUCUGAA
Molecule: messenger RNA, 1710 nt
Organism: Scophthalmus maximus (turbot)
Lineage: Eukaryota; Metazoa; Chordata; Actinopteri; Pleuronectiformes; Scophthalmidae
Product: tropomyosin alpha-4 chain
Exons: 9
Coding region: 197-946 (249 amino acids)
Biological process (GO): actin filament organization; muscle contraction
Cellular component (GO): actin filament
Molecular function (GO): actin filament binding
Source: RefSeq, a predicted model, not a curated record